Molecule: messenger RNA, 1593 nt
Organism: Stylophora pistillata
Lineage: Eukaryota; Metazoa; Cnidaria; Anthozoa; Scleractinia; Pocilloporidae
Product: G protein-coupled receptor 161B
Biological process (GO): G protein-coupled receptor signaling pathway
Cellular component (GO): membrane
Molecular function (GO): G protein-coupled receptor activity
Source: RefSeq, a predicted model, not a curated record
CGAGAUUUUUUCAGGGUCAUACCUUUCUAAAAACAUUAUAUUAUAUUUCACGUAUUCGUGUCGUGGGCGCUCCAUGAAUGCAGAGUAACGAAGGAAUUAUCGCUAGCAAUGAGCGAAGAUUUAAAUGUAAGUUCUACUGCUGGAAUUGGAGAACUGUCACCAACAGUCGUCGGGAUUCAGUCCACGGCCAUCUUUUUGCUUAUGGUUUCUUCGUUGAUAUGCAAUGCACUGGUAGGAUUUGUUCUCACUAAAAAACCGGAAUUGUUGUCACAUUCCUCCAGCAAACUUCUCUUAAACUUGACUGCAUCUAGCUUCAUCUUUUCGCUUACCGUUUUGCCGUUCGUUUUUGCUUCGUCUGUGAGACAGCACUGGUUGUUCGGCGAGGCUUGGUGUCAAGCAAGCGGUUUCUUAACAGUUUUGCUCUCCGCAACAUCUUUAGGAAUGGUGAUGUUUUUAAGUAUCGAUCGUUAUCACUGCAUUGUGAACCCUCUUAUUUAUGCUACUAGGAUGUCACCGGCACGCACAAAUUUCUUCAUCUCGUUUACAUGGCUGGCAUGCCUGUUCUUGGCUUCGCUGCCUCUUGUCGGCUGGGGAAAAUACGGUUAUGAACACGCAAAAUUUUCUUGUACAGUUAUUUGGAGUGACACCUUAAGUGAAGGCUACACGAAACUUUAUUCCGUUGUGACUUUGUUUAUUCCAUUACUUGUCAUGGUAGUGACCUACUAUUAUAUUUUAAAGGCUGCUCGUCGACAAGCUAGAGUGGGGCAAAUAGCGGUUCUCCCUGCGUCAACUUUGGGUCUAAGGACAAACCGCAACUCUAUCGCAUCAAACGCGAGUGCGUUUAGUGGAUCAAAAGCUUUGCGUACAACUUUUCUCGUUUUAGGGAUGGUAAUAUUUUGUUGGGGUCCGUACGUGAUAGAGAUAAUUCUAGAAUCGGAGCGGGUGCUUGUGAAGUAUGAGAUACAGACCACGUUUGUAAUGAUGUCUCAUUCAAGCGCAUUACUGUAUCCUGUUAUUUAUGGAUUUCACAUAAGAGCGAUCAGGCGCAAUAUCAAGAGACUUGUAGCCUCGAUCUUACGGUGUGGUAAUAAUAUUGUUCGACCCGCCAGCGAGACGGGAUUUGUCGUAUCACCCCAGGCAAUGUUCAGAAAUAGAUCGGCUUCGGAAGGUUCUGUGAAUUCUUUCGACAUGGCCUGGUCGCCCCGGCGAGAGAGCGAAAGUAUGUGGACAUUACCAGCAAUCAAAGAAGAAAAUGAAAUUCAACCCACACACAGAACUCGCUCGACCGAAGUCACAGACCUAGAGGUUAUCAAUCUUCCGGGUAGUUGCGUCUAAAAACAACUCAGGAUGUUCAGUGCGACUUAAAACCGAAUCAUGCAUUACUGAAAAACGUAAAAAAGAAUUACGAGGAAGAUUAAACUUGUUAUGGACAUCUGUGUAAUUUUUGUCGUGCUUGGAGAAUGUUUGAAAUAUUCUUCGUGAAUCCCGAUGAAAGCUAUUCCAGAAGUGAGUCAAUUUUCUCUACAGCUUUCAAAGCAUUUAUUCUUGGAGAUUUUGAUCCAUAGCAAGCAAAAUAAAAGCCAUAUUUCUGAA